AACACAUCUCCAAGGUAACGGCCGUCAUUUUGUUUAAAACAACACGACCUUCGUCUUGGAUGAAAUUGAGCAAAAUAAAUCACAACAUAGCUUAUUAUAGAGAAAGAACAGCUCAGAAAUGUCAAAGGGAACGACUAUAAAAGAUGCAAUUGCUAAAUGGGAAGCUAAAGAGGGGAAGAAAGCAGCAGAAGCAACMGAAAUAAAACUUUAUGCUCAAUAUCCUCCAGUUGAAAAAAUGGACGCAUCAUUGUCAACCUUAACUGCCUGCACAAAACUCUCAUUAUCAACCAACUGUAUUGAGAAGAUUGCUAAUCUCAAUGGACUAAAAAACCUUAAAAUUCUGUCCCUUGGAAGAAAUAAUAUCAAGAAUCUCAAUGGUUUGGAAGCUGUUUCUGAUACCCUGGAAGAACUGUGGAUAUCAUACAAUUUGAUUGAAAAGCUGAAAGGUAUUGGUGUACUUAAGAAACUGAAGGUUCUAUAUAUGUCCAACAAUCAAGUCAAAGUCUGGGAUGAGUUCCAAAAGCUUUAUGAGCUUCCUUUGCUAGAAGAUCUUCUUUUUGUUGGAAAUCCAUUAGAGGAGACACAAACAGCGGCCGGAACRUGGCGCGAUGAAGCAACAAAAAGACUACCAAAGCUAAAGAAACUCGAUGGAGUCCCAGUCGUCAAAGAAGAAGAAGAAGAGCAAGAGGAAGAAGGCUGACCUCUUACAUUUCAUCGAGGUGUAAACAUAUUGUACAAAGAUAAUUUUUCGUUUCUUGAUCAUUAUUUUACUURUAUUCAUUGUAAAGACAGUACAUAUACGAUAUUUGGUCGUGUUGUAUUCUGAGAACUCUCAGAGCGGUAUGUACAUUUAGGCUUCCUGUAAAUUAUUCCUUUUAAACCUUUGAACAUAGAUUUGAAUUUUUUCAGCU
Exaiptasia diaphana is the source of this 911-nucleotide messenger RNA. RefSeq names its product dynein light chain 1, axonemal. Gene Ontology annotation, molecular function: protein kinase binding. Gene Ontology annotation, cellular component: cytoplasm. The record is from RefSeq and is a predicted model, not a curated record. The coding region runs from base 119 to 700 and encodes 193 amino acids. The transcript is spliced from 10 exons. NCBI's taxonomy places the organism in Eukaryota, Metazoa, Cnidaria, Anthozoa, Actiniaria, Aiptasiidae.